Messenger RNA from Lizanozyma spartinae, 1329 nucleotides. Its product is annotated as RTA1 domain-containing protein. Gene Ontology annotation, cellular component: plasma membrane; fungal-type vacuole. Lineage: Eukaryota; Fungi; Ascomycota; Pichiomycetes; Serinales; Debaryomycetaceae. The transcript has a single exon. The record is from RefSeq and is a predicted model, not a curated record. Bases 1 to 1329 code for a protein of 442 amino acids.
AUGUCAGUAUCCAUAACAAACCCAUUGCUAUCUACUGGUUGGUCAGAAUGGCUCGCAUCCACAAUACCUACCAAAACUACAUUACUGACAAUUACUGGAGACCCUUCUAGCUUAAGAUCAGUAAUUUCUUCAGCUGCUGCUCAAAUUGCAGUCGAAACUAAUUGGCAACCUUUAAUGGAUCUUUCACAAUCCAUUAGAGGUGCUCAAGCAUCCUUAACCAUCAUGAGUGCUGAACUGGUAUUGGCUACAGCAACAGAUCAAAUCGUUCUACUGCAAGCUACCAAAGCUAUCUUCAAUGCGACACUCAACUUAAAAGCCUUAGAAUUCGACAACAACCCAUAUCACUACAAUUUGAAUAAGCCAGCUAAUUUUAUUUUUGCUGGUGUUUUUGGCUUGAUAUUUGCUUUCAACACUUUAAUGGUCUUCAAAUCAAGAUAUUGGUGGUACAAUAUAACCUUCUUUAUUGGUUUUGGACUUGAAAUUAUUGGGUUUAUUGGUAGAAUCAUGUCAAUAAAUGAUAUUACAACUAAAAAUGCAUAUUUAGUUCAAUAUACCGGGUUAACUAUUGCACCUGCUUUCAUUAUGGCUGGGUUCUAUUUCCUAUGUGCACAAGCGGUGGUUAUUCAUGGUAGAAGUUACUCAAUAUUGAAACCCUUAUGGUAUUCUUAUUUGUUUAUUACCACAGACAUUUUAUCUAUCUUCAUUCAGGCAGGUGGAGGUGCAGCUACUUCAAUUGCUUAUAACAACCAUAAAUCUACCAAAACGGGUACGAAUAUGAUUUUAGGAGGUAUAAUCUUUCAAUUAAUUGCAAUGACAAUUUUCGUAGGAUUAUGGAUUGAUUUCUUGUUGCGGAUCUUCUUCAAAGAUAGUGCCAAGCUUGACAAUUCAAACCCUUAUAAAAAACGGUCCAUUAAGAAUUUUUUCAAAUUAUUAUUGGGUACCCCAUCAGCAAGGAGACAUGCAAGAAUUUCCUUGGACGGGUUCUAUAAUUCAAAAUUCCAACACAUUCGCUCAAGGCCCUUGUUCUAUUGGUUCCCUUUGGCAAUUACCGUCAGUGUCUUGGCCGUUUACAUUCGGUGCAUUUAUAGAGUACUUGAAUUGUCUCAAGGGUGGAGAGGUUAUUUGAUUACCCAUGAAAUUUAUUUGUUGAUUUUAGAGGCUUUAAUGAUGUCGAUUGCCGGGUUGAUCUUUAUACCUUUCCAUCCCUAUUUUGUCUUUGGAAAAGUUAAUGUUGUUAAAUUGGCUGCCAUUAAGAAGAAACUUGAUGUUGAUGAAAAGUCGGAUCCACUCUUAGAAGAAUCUAACCAUCGUUUAAGGAGUUCCUUGUGA